Molecule: messenger RNA, 1200 nt
Organism: Camellia sinensis
Lineage: Eukaryota; Viridiplantae; Streptophyta; Magnoliopsida; Ericales; Theaceae
Source: RefSeq, a predicted model, not a curated record
AUGGGGUUUCGUAGCUUGAAGGCCUUUAACAAAGCAUUGUUGGCCAAACAGGGGUGGAGGUUGCUUUCGGUGCCGGAUUCUUUGGUGGCCAGAAUUUUGAAGGCUAAGUAUUACCCUCACACAACGUUUCUUCAAGCUAAUGUUGGGUCGAAUCCCUCGUUCACAUGGAGGAGCAUUUUUAAUGCAAGACCGCUUUUAGAAGUGGAGUUGAGAUGGCGAGUGGGGGAUGGUCGGUCAAUACAGAUUUGGGGUGACAAGUGGGUGCUGCGGCCUCAUUCUUUUCGAGUUUGUUCACCACAUUCACCACAGCUACAGGGUGCUUUGGUUAGCGACCUCAUCGAUGAGGAUAGGCAUUGUUGGGACGUCAAUGUAUUGCGAGAGAAUCUCUUGGAGAUGGACGUAGAGGCAAUCCGGCAAAUCCCUAUUUGCUGUUAUGGCAUUCCCGACAAGUUAAAUCAGUUCUUCGGCAACGGCAUAUAUUGUAGGAGGAUAUGUGUGAUGGCUUGUGGGGAUGCAGCAGAAACGGUAAUGCACUGUUUAUGGGAUUGUAUGAGGGCACGGGAGGUCUGGAAUCAAAGCCCGAUAUCGUUUGUGCUUGAUCACGGUGGUGGUGGUGACUUUAUGGGUUGGGCAUAUGGUAUUGGACGUCGAACGGAUAGUGUCACACUGGGUUUGUUUUUCACUCUUUGCUGGGGGUUAUGGUCAUCGCGGAAUCAAGCUCUUUUUAGUAAUGUCAUUCACUCGACUGCUGCGACAGUUCAGAUGGUGUGUGAAAGGUCUGUGGGGGUAGGGGUGGUGAUUCGUGAUCUCAAUGGCAUACCUAUUGCAGCUUUAUCGGAGCCAAUUCCACAAUGGAUGGAAAUUGAUUGUAUUGAAGCUAUUGCUGCUGUCAAGGCUUUGGAUUUUGCAGUAGGGUUGGGCUUAACAAACAUUCAUUUGGAAGGUGAUUCCCUUACUAUGGUCAAUGCUAUGCGAGAGGAUGGUUAUCUUAAUGCUUCGUUUGGUCAUUUUGUAGAAUAUGCCAUCGAUCGUAGUAAGCAAUUUUCGAGCUUCUGUGUCUCGCACACGCGACGGAGUGGCAAUGUUAUGGCUCAUCAUCUGGCUCAAAUGGCUAAGAAGGAUCCGAAGAAGCAAGUUUGGAUGGCUGGGGUUCCUGAGCAUUUACAUGACCUCCACUUUCUAAACAAAAGAAAAAAGUAA